AUUUGUGUGCCUGACCCCGUUUUUGGUGCUGGGGAUGCCCCCCUUAAACCUGGGGCCCUCAGUUUAAAACCCACUAGUUCAGUUUUAAAGUUCUCUGGUCCCUGACCUUUCCAGUCCACUCACAGCCCCAAAUCUCUACAGGAAUAGAGGAUUUGUGAGUAGACAGCAUGGAACCAGGUCCCUAGGUGGAGGGCGACACAGGGUUGAUGGGAUGGAAACCAGGGCCGGACUGUUGGGGGUCAUCACUGGGUGUGACUUCAUCUACUUCAUGUCUUGCCUGUGAGCUAGACUUAGGAUGGUUCCUGCCUGCGCUCCUGGGUACAGUCUAGUGGAGAUUCCAGGAGCUUCUUUAUCUAGACAGUUUAGGUACUUGCUCUGUUCCUCACACAGUCUGGACAACACUGAGGACACAGCGUGGCCAAGGUAGUCCUGGACCCUAUCCUCACAGGGCUCCGAGUCCAAAAGUAACAUACCUGUCAUCAAAUGGUGACAGCACCAAGUCUCAGCUGUGAGAGCCUGAGGUGGUGUGGUGAGGUGAGGUGAGGGCUUUCUAGAGAAGGGAACAUUUUAGAAAAUAGCCUAGGGUAAAGGACUUUUCUGAUUGCAUCCCCACAGCCUAUCAUCUCCCUUCCCUUGGAGGGACAAUGCUGGGGCACAGGAAUGGCCAGUUCAGUCUCAUCCCUUCCCUCACAGGAAGUAUUUUGGAGCUUUGUGAAGGGGACACAGGCUACAAAAAAGAGGAAGACCAGUCGGUCUUUAAGCUCAGAGGUGCAACAUCUAUAUACGUGUGAGAUGGAGCCACGGUUGGCUAGUUGGGCUAAAAGGGACCCCAGAGGCCACCCUCCCUGCUCAGGAAGAGUGGGCAGGGAAGGAAGGCCUCCAGUCUGGGAAGUCCCUUUCCGGACAGGUCCCUGUGUUGGGGCAACAGCGCCCUCUGCUGGCCUCUCCUGGUGAUAUAGUCCCUGCCUUGCCUAUGUGGCGAAUGGGCCCACUUCCCUCCAGAUCCCUUAUUUCCAGUCCCUUACCCCAACACCACCUGCCAGAUCCCCACAGAAUAUAAAGGAGUUAAAGCUACUUAAUACGGCAUAUGGGGGCAGCCGCAUGCCUGGCCCCUGAUGACCUCACUAGCUUCGUCUUUUGCUGCUACCCCUUUGAACUUAAGAUCCGUGGUUUGUUCUGGGGAAGUAACAAGUCCCCUGUACAAUCUAACUGCCAUGAAUUAUAUCCACAUAUACAUGGAAUUUGCAUAAAGAUGUACGAGGUUCUCAAAUCCUCUACAGCCCAAUUAUGACCUUCAACUUAGAACUCUUUCUAUUCCCUGGCCAUACACUGAAGUCCUUGCAGCAAGCAGAACUAUCCAUGCCUGCCCGCCCUUCUGGGUCUUUGCCUCGCACAUUCCCCUGCCUGAGACCCUUAUCCUAGUUCAUACCCGUCAGGAUGAAUUGGGCAUCCCCGCCUCCCAAAAAAAGCCUUCCCUGACCCUCCGGGUUGGAGCUGCAGCUCCCUUAGCCCUCUCAGUCCAUCAGAGCCCUGGGCACUCAGGGUGGUCACUGAUGUCGUCUAUUCUUGGUAACACACCUGAGUUCCUACCCAUCACCUAGGGGCAAAGCAGGGCCACGGUGUUCUCCCUCCACAUCUCCAGAUUCUCUAGGUCCUCACCAACCAUAUCGUGAGCCAGGAACCGGGUAUGAAGACAGAAGAAAGAGGCAAGGCUUAGUAAAUAAUACUCUGAAGUGCUGAAGAAAUAAGGGGAUAGACGGGACUAAACUAGAGCACAAACCCUUUGAGUCCCUAGAGUGUACCUCAUUCAACCAUCCAUCCUAAAAUCAAUCAUGCCGGGCUCUGGAGUCACAGCAGUGAACAAGUUGUACAAUGGUUCAGAUACCUCCUGAUAUUUCAAAUUCGUAGCAGUUCAGAUGGGCGUCGGGCGGAAGGGCCUCAGACCCUGGCCCCCUAUUCCUUCCUGGCUCCGGAGGGCGGGACCAGAUGAGGCACGCAUGCGCAUAGGGAGGUCCGUCUUCGGCCCGGAACUUUGGUUCUGGGCGCGGCGGAGCACGGGGUCCCGGAAGUGUGCUCAGCCGGAAGUUGCUGCUGAGAAACCUGUAGACGGGUUUAGAAACCCUGCUACGGCGGUUUAACAAAUCAUAGAAAGUCUGGAUGGAGCCCGUGGCGACCGCGGCGGCGGUGAGGGAACCUGAUGAAGUCUGCACGGAGCCCAGUCCUGGGCACUGGGGGGAACUGAACUGGACAACGGUCCCAACCAAACCCCUGGACAAGGUGGAAGCAGCAGAGAGAGUGCCAAGGGCCCUGGACAACAACCCUCCUGGGGCCAAGAACGAGACUGAGGCGGUGAGUGCUAUGCUGCGUGCCGUGGCUGCCAGUCGCCUGCCUGUAUGCAGCCAACAGCAGGGCGAGCCCGACCUGACUGAGCAGGAGAAGGUGGCCAUCCUGGGCCAGCUGUACCACGAAAAGCCACUGGUAUUCUUGGAGCGCUUUCGCACCAGCCUCCGUGAGGAGCACCUAGCCUGCUUUGGCCACUUGCGCGGUGACCACCGUGCAGACUUCUACUGUGCUGAGGUGGCCCGGCAGGGCGCUGCCCGGCCCCGCACCCUGCACACACGCCUGCGUAACCGGCGCUACGCUGCCCUGCGUGAGCUCAUCCAAGAGGGUGAGUACUUCAGUGAUGAGCAGAUGCGGUUCCGGGCCCCGCUGCUGUACGAGCAGUACAUCGGGCAGUACCUAACACAGGAGGAGCUCAGCGCCCGCACGCCAGCCCACCAGCCACCCAAGCCCGGCUCCCCUGGCACGCCCGCCUGCCCGCUCUCCGACCUGCUGCUCCAGUCCUACCAGGAGCGGGAGCUGCAGCAGCGGCUGCUCCAGCAGCAGGAGGAGGAGGAGGCCUGUCUGGAGGAGGAGGAAGAGGAAGAGGACAGUGAUGAGGAAGACCAGAGCCCUGGCAAAGACUCGGAGGCCUGGGUUCCCGACUCAGAAGAGAGGCUGAUCCUGCGGGAAGAGUUCACUAGCCGGAUGCACCAGCGCUUCCUGGAUGGCAAGGAUGGGGACUUUGACUACAGCACCGUGGACGACAACCCCGACUUUGACAAUCUGGACAUCGUGGCCCGAGACGAGGAGGAGCGGUACUUCGAUGAAGAGGAGCCUGAGGACGCGCCUAGCCCAGAGCUGGACGGGGACUGAUGGCCCGGCCACCCGCCCUGCCCCCACACAAACAAAGCAGCUGAUCACAGGCUGGCUCAGUGACUUUUUGCAGGGGUCCCAGUGCAGCCACCCACACCACCAGCCUCAUGGGGUCUGGUGCCAUCUUAGACUGUCCCUCCCCAUGUCUGGGGUUAGCUUGCCCCCCACCCACCCACGCAACCCUGCCUCCCUCUUCCUUGCUGUCUCUCUGGGCUUCUGUCUCUUUUUCUCCCUGCCUUUCUGUCUCCUGCUUUCCACUUCUCUCUUCCUCUCUCCAUCUCACUUUUUCCUCUGUGCCUUGGUCUGCGUCCCCAUGACAGGGCCCAAGGUGAAUGUCUUCCCCUUAACCAAGGCCCUUGGGGCCCUUCGUAGCUAGAGCAAGCCAGGUUGACACCAGUCAACUCAGGGUCAGUUUUGAGCUGUCAGUGCUAACCCCUGGGCCCCAGAGCAGCUGUCUCCCCUCCUGGUCCCUGCCUCUGUCAUCCUCCACCUGUCCUGUUUGUUUCUAGUUCUCCUUGCUUCUGUUACCUUCCCUUCUCUCAUUCAGCCUUGUGGGCCUGUGGUUCUUCCUGCUGGCUCAUUUCCAUCUCGCUGUCUCUGUCUCUGAGGCUUUAUCUCUGGGUUUCAAUGUCAUCUGACUGCUGAGUAGUGCGGCCUCACUGCAAGCAGUUGGGAGACCCCAGGGGUGGCGGCGGCUGUCACUUCUCCAUCAGGACCCAGGCCUGGGAGGGGCGGGCAGCGGCAGCACUGGGGAUCAUCAGCCUGCCAGCUUACGUGUGGGGGGAGGUGUGCAAGCAGUGGGGACUCUCCCCUCCCAGCUCCAUGGCCCCCCUCUGCCCAGCCACAAUUUUCCCUUCCUUCAUUUCCUCCACCUCCUUCUCCCUCUCCUGUUUACACUCCCCAAAUACGCACAGGCUGUUAUCAUGGGUCCUGAGUCAUCCCACACACAGCCUGCCCCUAGUCUCUGCCCCCAGCCAGCCACAGGGCCCGCCCCACGGAGCCCCCUGCCGCCCCAGGCUAAUGGGAGCCAGAUGGCCGCCUAGUGACUCAGCCACCGGCCUGUGGGAACCCAGGCGUCCCGCCUUCCCAUGCCCCCACACCCAGCUCACGCUCCCCCGGUAGACACACAUGGAAAAGGGCCGGCUGCUGGGGAAAGGUACGGCCAGGGAGCUGGGGUCUGGGGAUGCCUCAGUCCUGUGCGCCCGAGUGGUGGCAUACUUCCACGGGCAAGCCUGAAGGACCCUCCAAGCCACUUCCUUGGGCAUGUGGCCCAGAGUGAGGGUAGACCCCGAGGCCUGGGCCCGUGGCUCUUGACCCCAGGCCUCAGCUCUGCCCUCUGGGUCAACCAGAAUUAGAGCCAGACACAGAAAGUGAGAACUGGACAGGGGCCAAGGGAUAUCCAGGCUAUUAAAUGAGGCUAUUAAAAAAGGAAA
Messenger RNA from Hipposideros armiger (great roundleaf bat), 4628 nucleotides. RefSeq names its product coiled-coil domain containing 97 (gene CCDC97). The record is from RefSeq and is a predicted model, not a curated record. Bases 2158 to 3195 code for a protein of 345 amino acids. Lineage: Eukaryota; Metazoa; Chordata; Mammalia; Chiroptera; Hipposideridae. The transcript has 5 exons.